Dermacentor silvarum is the source of this 1749-nucleotide messenger RNA. Its product is annotated as tigger transposable element-derived protein 6-like. The record is from RefSeq and is a predicted model, not a curated record. Bases 402 to 1388 code for a protein of 328 amino acids. Gene Ontology annotation, cellular component: nucleus. Gene Ontology annotation, molecular function: DNA binding. NCBI's taxonomy places the organism in Eukaryota, Metazoa, Arthropoda, Arachnida, Ixodida, Ixodidae. The transcript has 2 exons.
AAUUCUCACCGCAACAAAAUAUUUUCGGAGCACCGGCGAACGCCCAUAGGAGUCAAUGCAUUUCGUAACUCGCGACUACGAAAGAUAUUCGUACCGCAGUCCCUCAUUAACGAAAUUUUUGAAACACGAGUGCGCAAAUAAUUUACUCUCGCAACAUUAACUACAUUCCAAAACUGCUGAAAUGCAUUCAUGCUACACUUAAACUGUGCAAAACUACCGCUACAGCGCACUUGAGAAGCAGCCGCCAUCAUUGUUUACAAAAAAAAACAAAGCUGGCGACAAUGAUGAUGAUAGCUUGCCGAAACACCUGCUCGUUAUCGCGGAGUACGUAGCCAAAUCGAGGGGAAAAUCCACAUUCCUUGGCUUGGCUCUGUGCUUGGCUUUGUCGGCUUCGCGCGCACAUGGUCGCGUGUGUGGAGCCAUUUGUCGAGCGUUUGCUUGGUCGCUUGGUGGCUUGGUGCAACGUGAACUGUGUGUUGCGAUUGCUUUGUCCGAUUUCGCUGCCUGCGAAGAUGCCGCCUCCAACGAAAAAGCGGAAGUUCAUCACGCUGGAAGAUAAGGCUGCAAUCAUCGGUGAGGUGGAAAAGGGCAGGAAAAAAAUGGACAUCGCCGAAGAAUUCGGCAUUGCUUGCAGCUCGCUGUCCACGAUUCUCAAGAACAAGGCCUCCAUUCUUGGUGCGCUUGAAAACGGCGCGAGUGCAAGAAACAAAACCGUGGCGGCUGCAGCGUUCCCGGACGUGGACAAGGCGGUGUUCGCGUGGUUUUGUGAACAGCGUGCCAACAAGGUGCCUUUAUCUGGCAGGAUCCUGCAACAGAAGGCGCUGGACUUCGCUUGUAUGCUCAGCCACGACAACUUUAAGGCGAGUCGCGGCUGGCUGAGCCGUUUCAAAGCUCGCCACGACAUCGUAGCCAAAGUCAUCUCCGGGGAGGCAGCAGCCGUCGACUCGGUGACAACGUCGUCGUGGCUGCUGAGCAACAAGGAACUGCUCAGCCAGUACAAGCCCUCAGACAUCUAUAAUGCCGAUGAAACGGCACUAUUUUAUGAAAUGCUACCAUCCAAGACCUUGGACUUCAAAGGCCAGAAGUGCCAUGGUGGCAAACACAGCAAGCGGCGCGUGACGAUUUUAUUGUGCGCCAAUAUGGAUGGCACAGAUAAAUGGCCGCUGCUCGUUAUUGGCAGAAGCAAGAAGCCCCGCUGUUUCAAGGGGAAUCGCAGGCUGCCAGUAAGCUACACCGCGAACUUGAAGUCAUGGAUGACGCGGGCCAUUUUUAGCAGCUGGCUCCAGUCCUUCGAUGCCGACAUGCGGAAGGCAAACAGAUUCCCGAUGGCCUCAGCGUCCAUGAGUUCGUUUACGCGGACGAAGGCGUCGUCGUGCACGAGGAAGUGACUGAUGAAGCCAUCAUCAGUAGCGUGUGCGAGGCGGGCGAUCCCGAUGAGCAACGACCGGAGCAGCCAGAGAAAACAACAAGCCCGCAGGAUGUGCUGAAUGCCUUCGACACAAUUCGCUCGUUUUUCGGCGAGCACGACGACGACGUGGCGAUGGACCAUUUCUUACAGUGUGAGUCGAGAGGCAUGAAAUUGCUGCAUGGUAAGGCCCGCCAAAGCAAACUAACUGACUUUUGGAAAUAAAAUGUGUUUUUUGUAAAUUCCGUGUCUUUUCUGCCGCAUUCUCGCGCCAACGAAAUUCCCGCAAUAGCGAACAUUUGUGCUUUCCCCGCCGAUUUCGUUAUUGCGGGUUUCAACUGUAC